ACGUACUUUCGAUUUUGGAGCGUCGUACUUUGGCGCGAAGCUUUGUUUUGUUAGUCUGGCUUGGAUUUGGGUGGGAAAGGCUUGUAGUGGGAAAUACGAUAAAAAGAACAAAAAAUGGAAAACAGAUUCUCAAGAAAUCCCCACAACCGUCAUCAAGAAAAUGGAUACAGGAGCAAAAGUUAUCGCCAAAGGUCCAGAGAGAGUGGCAGUCCUCUUAGAAGUCCGCUGCAGCCCAAGAAAGAUCACCACAACAGGGAGCACGAGACCACAGAAUCACGAGACAGGAGCAGGAGACCUUUGUGGAAAAACUUGCAGGUUUCAAAGGAUGUAGAAUGUGAUGAAGACUUCCCCCCGCUCCGUAAAGAUCUGUGUUACACGCCGGAGGUUAGAGUAGAGAGUCAGACCCGAGUGAGGGACGAUACGGAGGAGAUGGACAGGAAGAGUGGACGGCCCAUGCACAAGGGCAGAAGGAAACUUCACCUGGGUGGAAAUGAUUCAAAGAGACAAAAAUUUGAAGAGGAACGCGACCCUGCAGUGUUAGAUCGCCGUCAGAAGGCCAUUGAUUACGGCAAGAAUACCCUGGCUUACGACAGAUACAUCACUGUUAUUCCCAAAUCGCAGAGAACCAAGACACAUCCCAGGACCCCGAACAAGUACAGGAAGUGUAGCCGGCGGUCAUGGGACAGUCAGGUCCGCCUGUGGCGUAUCUCGCUUCAUCAGUGGGACCCACCCAGUGCUGAUGGAACUCCCGCACCACGCAGGAAUCCCUCUGUGCUGGACACCUCGGAUGAGAGUGAUUCGGACUGGGGGGAUGUACAUCUGAGUUCACUCUCCCUGUCCCAGCCCUCCACCCACGAGUCUGAUGCGGACUCCGAAAUGUCAUCUACCUCAGUUAGUUCCACCCAGAGUCCGCAAUUCACCGCUCUAGUGGACAAAGAAAACACGGACAACAAGGAUGUUGUAUAGAAGGAACAAGGGAUGUCGGAGAAUGGUUGUUGUGUUGUGUGUGUCUACGGAUUGAGCGGGCUAUAUAAGCUAGUCACUGAAGUUUGGAAUGGUUUGAAGAGAUGUUUGAUUCAAUGCUGUCUGAUGCAAUUAUUUUUUAUGUUCUUUAGGUCUAAAUGAAUAUUCUGUUCAGUCUUUGUGCGAAACUUUGGGUCAAAUGAAUGUUCUGUUCAAUUUUUGUGAUCACUUGUUCGUGAUAGUUUGGGUCAAAUGAAUAUACUAUGUUAACUUUUUUGGGCUGUAAAUCUGUCAGAAAUGUUUUUAUUUUUAUUAUGUGUAAUGUAAAUCCUGAAAGAAACGAUGCAGGAUGCAGUGUACAGAGAGAAAAUCUACAACCAAUAGUGCUACUAUAGGCAGCUUAUAAGACCUCCAUUAUUGUUCAGUAAAAGGGUUUGUGUUCAUUGUGUGUGUCAGGAAUUAGUGAAUGGAACCAAGGAUCCACUGAUGUAUGUAUAUGGGCAGCAUGAAUAGAGAGUGAGCAAAAGAAAGAUACUUGUGUGGAACAGAGGAAAAACUAACUAUAAGAUAUAAACAUUUAUGGUACUUUUCGUUGUAUUACAUGUAUUUUCUUUGCAUUAGUUCAUGUCAUGUUUUAAGAGGAACUGUAUGAUCUUGCGUUGUAGAGUAUUUUAUUGUGAUCAUUUUAAUUUUUAAGUGAUUUUUUGUUUUUAAAUUAUUGAUAUGUACUCUUUGUAUCUAUAACGAGGUAAAAGUCCAAUAAGAUGACGGUCAAUUUGUUUCAUGACACAAUCUUUUAGAACAAUAUUUUUUAGAGAUUCCAACUGAAAUGAAUCGUAUGGCAUGAUCUUGUAAAAGCAUUUUUCAUGUACAUGUAUAAAUAAACAUAUUACACACUUUAA
Molecule: messenger RNA, 1865 nt
Organism: Magallana angulata
Lineage: Eukaryota; Metazoa; Mollusca; Bivalvia; Ostreida; Ostreidae
Product: histone RNA hairpin-binding protein-like
Exons: 8
Coding region: 115-966 (283 amino acids)
Biological process (GO): mRNA 3'-end processing by stem-loop binding and cleavage; mRNA transport
Cellular component (GO): histone pre-mRNA 3'end processing complex; cytoplasm
Molecular function (GO): mRNA binding; histone pre-mRNA stem-loop binding
Source: RefSeq, a predicted model, not a curated record